AUGACAACAAGACUCUGCGGGAGGAGAGCAGGGCCACACCAGCCGCCCAUUUGUACAUCCGCGACCACUCCCCCGCCAUGCACGCCCUCCCCCGCUGCGUCAUCCUCCUCAUCCCCAUCAUCCUCCUCGUCCUCCUCCACCACACCCACGCUGCCUAAGUCGGUGUCCUCGCAGCCUCCCUCGCCCAUAGACAACUCCCCGACCGAGAACAUUUACGAGAACCUUCCCCCACGCAAGGUUAAAAGUGACACUGCAAAUAGUGACGGCGGAGGCGAGGGCGGGCACGGGCGGGUCCUGGAGCGUGGAGAGCGUGAGCGGAGGUCCUCGAGGAAGCUCACGAAAGACUCUGGAUAUGAAACCUCGCCGUACAGUGAGAGUGACUACGCUAACAUUGACUUGUAUUCCGAGGUGGAUGCGUCGGGCGAGGUGGAUGGCGACGGGGAUGACGUGACUCUAGCGCCGGAGUCUGAGUUAGCAUCACCACCCUCGCCCUCCGCCUCCCGCCACCCUGACUCCGCCGCAGCCCCAUUGCCGCCUCGGCCCCCGACACACCCCGGCAGAAUGAGUCACGACAGCCUUGAGCGGCGGUGCUCGUGGCAGGAACAAAGCAUCCAAGACGCACCCGGGGAUGCCAACAUCUCCCCGACCGAGGGCAGGAGCGCCACGCCCUCGCCGCGGCUAGAGAGGGCGGCGGCUCAAGGGGCGGCGCUCGAGACGAACAGCAGCUUCGUCAGGAACCUGUGUGGGCGGUCCUCGCGCCGCUCACCGCUGCCCAGGUACUCCUCGGCCGAGUCCCUCUCGUCCUUCGCCGAGUCCCUAGUCAGCCCGGGGAGCACCGCCAGCGGCGUAGCCUCGUCCUCGCUGGUGCCGGCCAAGAGCACGCCCUCCCUUCACCAGGAUGCCUCUCACGGACCCGCCCCCGCCAGGAACCCCGCGGUGAAUGUGGCGCUCCACGUCUCCAGGUCAACACCCAACUUAGACGACCCAGAUGAUGGCGGCAGCACCAGCAGCAGCAUGGUGACCAAGUCGUCCAUGUAUUCUUACCUGCACGGGGCCUCCACCUCCACCUCCAGCAAGGGCGGGUCAGGGGCGGCCAGCGGCAGGUACUGGGAUCCGACCAUGGGCUCAGACGACACGCCAGACAGAGAGGAUUACGCCCACCACCUGCGUUCCUCCUCCUACCAGAUGCUCCACUCGCGCCAGCUGUCCGCCCUCAGCACAGGGUCCGCUGGCUCGUACCACAGCCGGCAGCACUCCAACGCCUCCAACUACAGCGAGCCCGACGACCUGAGUCCCCGCGGGGACCUCCACCACCACUCCGCCGCCCACAGCCACCACCACCACCACCACGGGAUGGACCGGGCGAGAUUCUUCUCGUAUGACAACCUCGGGCCGGACGGCUCCUCCUCCACCUCCAGCCAGAAAUACCACGUGUCGUGGAACGUCUCCGAGCCAGACCUCACGCUCGCCCCGCCCCCCUAUUCCCCCCCGGGGCCGGGCUUCCAGCAGGUGGUGGGACCCCCAGUGUCUCCGAAGGUGACUUCACCAGCUCCCACCACCUCCACUUCAUCCCCCACCUCCACGUCAAACACAACCCGUCACCCAGCCUCUCCCCCGCCUCCCCCGGUCCGUGAUGCCUCUAGUCUGAAAUACAUCAAGUACGGCCCAGGCCACGAGAAGUACCCGUCCUGGCCCGUCCCCGCCGCCAACCAGGUGCUGACUCUUGCCCCCGCGGCGCAUGACGCCAAUGUCUCUGGCCUGCCUGACUCUCCGCCCCAGUCCUCGGGGCCCCAGGGGUCGCACCGCUCCAAGUCGUGGACGGAGCAGUCGGAAUACCCCAAGGAGAAGGCUGCAGGCUAUGCACGGCCCUACAGCAACAAGAAGCCGGCCAACCGGCAGCUCAAGACUGUGAUAGAGAGGGCGGAGAAGAUCCCCAAAGAGAUGUUCCACAACAGCGGCCUCCGGGACGACGUGUUCGCUCCGUCCUCCAACUACUCCUUCAUGGACGCCUACUACAAGCCAUCCUCGUCCCCCUACUACCCGCUCUACGACAGGGAGGGACGGGCGUUGGACGACAAGGACUACAGCAUCCCCUCCCCCCGGAGCGUGACCUGGGUAUGGGCGAAGCCUCCCUGGGGCAGGUGACAGCGGCCCAGCUGGAGGAGUACGUGCGUCGCUAUGAAGAGUUUGGGUACACUGAUCUCAUAGGAACGACGCCGCUCCUGGACCAGCUGCGCCGGGAGUCUGUGAUGUGGGACGGAGGUUCAGAACGUGACUCUGGCCGAGGAGAGA
This is a messenger RNA of Scylla paramamosain (green mud crab), 2292 nucleotides long. RefSeq names its product mucin-5AC-like. Bases 1 to 2145 code for a protein of 714 amino acids. The record is from RefSeq and is a predicted model, not a curated record. Lineage: Eukaryota; Metazoa; Arthropoda; Malacostraca; Decapoda; Portunidae. The transcript has 4 exons.